AUGUCGAAACAGUGGGCUAGUGGUACAAACGGAGCUUUCAAAAGACAAGUGUCGUCAUUCAGAGAAACAAUUUCCAAGCAGCACCCGAUUUAUAAGCCUGCAAAGGGAAGAUAUUGGUUGUAUGUUUCACUAGCGUGCCCAUGGGCCCAUAGAACACUAAUCACGAGGGCCUUGAAAGGGUUAACCUCGGUUAUAGGAUGCAGCGUAGUGCAUUGGCACCUUGACGAGAAAGGGUGGAGAUUUCUGGACAUGGAGAAGCAAUUGGAGGAUAGAGAAAGUUUUUUGGAACAUUGGCACGAUGCUGCAGGUGGUAUUAAAACCGCUAAAGAGGAUUCCAGCAAGAGCUUCGCCGCGAUCAAGAAUGACAGUCAAAGAUUUAUGGUUGACGCUACCAAUGAGCCUCACUAUGGAUACGAGAGAAUCAGUGACUUGUAUUACAAGAGCGAUCCUCAAUACUCGGCAAGAUUCACCGUUCCAGUGCUAUGGGACUUAGAAACUCAAACCAUUGUCAACAAUGAAAGUAGCGAUAUUAUAAGGAUUUUGAACUCUAAUGCCUUUGAUGAAUUUAUCGACGACAAGUUUAAGAAGACGGAUCUUGUUCCUGCACAGUUAGAAGCUAAAAUCGAUGAAUUCAACUCCUGGGUUUACGAUAGCAUUAACAAUGGUGUAUACAAGACCGGAUUCGCAGAAAAGGCAGAAGUUUACGAAAGUGAAGUUAGCAACGUAUUUGAGCAUUUGGACAAAGUGGAGAAAAUCCUGGGUGACAAGUACGUUAAAUUGAAGGCCAAAUAUGGUGAAGACGAUAGACAAAAAAUCUUGAGCGAAUUCUUCACUGUAGGUGACCAAUUGACAGAAGCUGACGUCAGAUUGUACACCACAAUUAUCAGGUUCGACCCUGUCUAUGUCCAGCACUUCAAAUGCAAUUUCACCUCUAUUAGAGCCGGAUAUCCAUUUAUUCACCUGUGGGUGAGAAACUUAUACUGGAACUACGAUGCCUUCAGGCACACGACAGAUUUUGAACAUAUCAAGUUGCACUAUACACGUUCUCACACGAGGAUUAACCCCUUAGGAAUUACACCCCUGGGGCCCAAACCAGAUAUACGUCCUUUAUAA
Molecule: messenger RNA, 1113 nt
Organism: Saccharomyces paradoxus
Lineage: Eukaryota; Fungi; Ascomycota; Saccharomycetes; Saccharomycetales; Saccharomycetaceae
Gene: ECM4
Product: S-glutathionyl-(chloro)hydroquinone reductase
Exons: 1
Coding region: 1-1113 (370 amino acids)
Cellular component (GO): cytoplasm
Molecular function (GO): glutathione transferase activity
Source: RefSeq, a predicted model, not a curated record